Molecule: messenger RNA, 5211 nt
Organism: Budorcas taxicolor (takin)
Lineage: Eukaryota; Metazoa; Chordata; Mammalia; Artiodactyla; Bovidae
Gene: PPP6R3
Product: protein phosphatase 6 regulatory subunit 3
Exons: 25
Coding region: 272-2998 (908 amino acids)
Cellular component (GO): cytosol; nucleus
Molecular function (GO): protein phosphatase regulator activity; protein phosphatase binding
Source: RefSeq, a predicted model, not a curated record
GGGAACUCAAGGCCUGCUUGAUACGUCCGCCAUUUUGGGCGCUUCGCUGAUGGUGUCGGUGAGCGCGUUUCCCGCCUGAGCGCAACUAGCGGCGAGUCGCGGGCACCUCCAGGAGAACUUCUGUUCAAUGUCCACCACCCUACUUUAUUCCUGCUGAUCUGCUAAUGCAGUAAAUUGGAAGACAACCAUUUCCAGGAGAACCUGUAAUGGGCAAGGAGCCACAGAGAAGAAAACAUUUCUUUAAUUUUUAAACUUGGUUUGAAAGACCAGCAUGUUUUGGAAAUUUGAUCUUCACUCAUCAUCCCACAUAGACACACUUCUAGAAAGAGAAGAUGUGACGCUGAAGGAGUUGAUGGAUGAGGAAGAUGUUUUACAGGAGUGUAAAGCGCAGAACCGCAAGCUUAUCGAGUUUCUCUUAAAAGCAGAAUGUCUCGAAGACUUAGUCUCAUUCAUUAUUGAAGAACCACCUCAAGACAUGGAUGAAAAGAUCAGAUACAAGUAUCCAAAUAUAUCUUGUGAGUUGCUCACUUCUGAUGUCUCCCAAAUGAACGAUAGACUGGGAGAAGAUGAAUCCUUGCUAAUGAAAUUGUAUAGCUUCCUCCUAAACGAUUCCCCCUUGAACCCACUACUUGCCAGUUUCUUCAGCAAGGUGCUAAGUAUUCUUAUCAGCAGAAAACCAGAACAGAUUGUGGAUUUCCUGAAGAAGAAACGUGACUUUGUGGACCUUAUUAUAAAGCACAUAGGAACGUCGGCCAUCAUGGACUUGCUGCUCAGGCUCCUGACGUGCAUCGAGCCCCCGCAGCCCAGGCAGGAGGUGCUGAAUUGGUUAAAUGAGGAGAAAAUUAUCCAGAGGCUCGUGGAAAUAGUUCAUCCAUCGCAAGAAGAAGAUCGGCACUCAAAUGCAGCACAGUCACUUUGUGAGAUUGUCCGCCUGAGCAGAGACCAGAUGUUGCAGGUCCAGAGCAGUGCAGAGCCAGACCCCCUGCUUGCCACUCUAGAGAAGCAAGAAAUUAUAGAGCAGCUUCUAUCAAAUAUUUUCCACACGGAGAAAAAUGAAUCGGCCAUAGUCAGUGCAAUCCAGAUAUUGUUGACUUUACUUGAGACACGGCGACCAACAUUUGAAGGCCAUAUAGAGAUCUGCCCACCAGGCAUGAGUCAUUCAGCUUGUUCGGUCAACAAGAGUGUUCUAGAAGCCAUUCGAGGAAGACUUGGAUCUUUUCACGAACUCCUGCUUGAGCCCCCCAAGAAAAGUGUGAUGAAGACUACGUGGGGCGUGCUGGACCCCCCCGUGGGGAACACCCGACUGAGUGUGGUUAGGUUGGUAUCCAGCCUCCUCCAGACGAAUACCAGCAGCAUCAACGGGGACCUCAUGGAGCUGAAUAGCAUUGGGGUCAUACUGGACAUGUUCUUCAAAUACACAUGGAAUAACUUUUUACAUACACAAGUGGAAAUUUGCAUUGCACUGAUUCUUGCAAGUCCUUUUGAAAACACAGAAAAUAGCACAAUUACUGAUCAAGACUCUGCUGGUGACAACUUGUUAUUGAAACAUCUCUUUCAAAAAUGUCAGUUAAUAGAACGAAUACUUGACGCCUGGGAAAUGAACGAGAAGAAACAGGCCGAGGGAGGUCGGCGGCACGGCUACAUGGGCCACCUGACGAGGAUAGCCAACUGCAUCGUGCACAGCACAGAGAAGGGCCCCAACAGCGCCUCGGUGCAGCAGCUCAUCAGAGAUCUUCCAGAUGAAGUCAGGGAGCGAUGGGAGACGUUCUGCACGAGUUCCCUGGGAGAAACUAACAAGAGGAACACGGUGGAUCUAGUUACAACCUGCCAUAUUCAUUCAUCCAGUGAUGAUGAAAUUGACUUUAAAGAAACGGGUUUCUCACAGGAUUCUUCUUUGCAGCAAGCCUUUUCUGAUUAUCAGAUGCAACAAAUGACGUCCAAUUUUAUUGACCAGUUUGGCUUCAACGAUGAGAAGUUUGCAGAUCAAGAUGACAUUGGCAAUGUUUCUUUUGAUCGGGUGUCAGACAUCAACUUUACUCUCAAUACAAAUGAAAGUGGAAAUAUUGCCUUGUUUGAAGCAUGUUGUAAGGAAAGAAUACAGCAAUUUGAUGAUGGUGGCUCUGAUGAGGAAGAUAUCUGGGAGGAAAAGCAUAUUGCAUUUACGCCAGAAUCCCAAAGACGAUCAAGCUCGGGGAGUACAGACAGUGAGGAAAGCACAGACUCUGAGGAGGAAGAUGGAGCAAAACAAGACUUGUUUGAGUCCAGCAGUGCCAACACGGAGGACAAGAUGGAGGUAGACCUGAGCGAACCACCCAACUGGUCAGCCAACUUUGAUGUCCCCAUGGAGACGACGCACGGUGCUCCCUUAGACUCCGUGGGGUCUGACGUCUGGAGCACGGAGGAGCCUAUGCCGACGAAGGAGACAGGCUGGGCUUCUUUCUCAGAGUUCACGUCUUCCCUGAGUACGAAAGAUUCUUUACGGAGCAACUCCCCAGUGGAGAUGGAAACCAGCACUGAGCCGAUGGACCCUCUGACUCCCAGUGUGGCUGCACUGGCUGUGCAGCCGGAAGCGCCAGGCAGUGUGGCCAUGGAAGCCAGCUCUGAUGGUGAGGAGGAUGCGGAAAGUACAGACAAGGUAACUGAGACAGUGAUGAAUGGCGGCAUGAAGGAAACUCUCAGCCUCACUGUAGAUGCCAAGACAGAAACUGCGGUCUUCAAAAGUGAGGAAGGAAAACUGUCUACCUCUCAAGAUGCUGCUUGUAAGGACGUGGAGGAGAGCCCUGAGACGGCGGAGGGCAAGUCUGUGGCCCCCCGGCCCCCCAGCAGCAGCCCAGAGCAGAGGGGCACCGAGUUGGGGCUGGUACUGAGCCCCUCCAGGAUUGGGUUCCCUCUGUCCUGCAGUCACCCAGCUACCAAGGCAAGCGGCUCCUGUGCCCACUGGUGCAGGUGUGUCCGUGUGACACUCGGGUGGCUUCCCAGAGUGCAGCUCGCCGUGUAAGCUCAGUGUUCUGAACUCUCAAUGACCGAGCAGCCGAGCGUGCCGGGCGACGCGGCGGUCAAUGGCCCCGUAUGAUGAGGAGCCCCCCGUGCUGCUGACCGAGGGCUGCGGGCGCCACGCGGGCGGGGCUCUGGGCUGCGUGGGGAGCCCGCCAAGCCACCGCUGCUGCACUCACUCUGCAAGGGAUCAGGACCAGCAAGCUUUCUAUUCUAGUCUAAGACGCUGUACAGAAAAACCCAGACGUGUACAAAUGUUGCACAUUGACAAAUACCAAGAAUUUUUGCGUAUGUUUAUAUUGUAUUGUUCUAAAUAAUGGGUAGCCUGUGAAAUAAGAUCUUGCCACCCAUGUAAUAAUAGUAGUAAUACUAUAGUUAAAAUGGCUGUAAGAAUAGUUUUAUAAAAGUGAAUACACAGAUCUAUUGUAUUUGAAACAUAACUAUUUGACAAUUAUUAGUGUGACCAAAGUAUUAGGCAGUUUUCAUACAUUUUUCACCUUGUACAAAAUUCUGAAUUCAUUUUCUUCCAGGUUGACAAGGAGUUGUAGGAUUGAAACACCCUCCAAGUGUUAUUUUGGUUGUUCUAACUUACAAAAGUGAUUUUGAAUAAGAAAUAUUUGGUGUUCUUUUUAUAACCAGUUUUUAAUUGGUAACUGUUUUCUGUAUUGUUUAAAAACGGAUCAAAAAAUGUAAGUCUAUUGGUAGAGAUUAAGUAUUUAUUGCUACAACUUAGUUGAUAAAUUGUGUUAUUGUAAAGCCAUAUGUUCUGUUAAAGUCUUGUUUGCUUGAACUGUUUAUCCCUACAGGUGAAACACUAGACUGUUUGGAGUGUACAUGGCUUGUGGUUUGGGUUUUUUUUGUUUUAUGUUUUGUUUUGGUUGUUCAUCUGCCUUUUAACCCAUUCACCAAAAUUUACCUUGUUAAUAACAAGCAUCACCAAUGAACAUUUCAGAGCAAUCUGCAUAUGUGACAUACCUGAAUCAUAUUAGGCAAGUCAGUGGAAAAAUGCUCGUGCUGCUAAUGGAAUUAGAGUGCGUUCAUUUUACAGGCUAGUCUUUUUAAACUAGAAAUCAGAGUCCAGCACCUCAGCAUGCCCAUUGUUUUACUGUACCUUGUGAGAUUUUCACUCGUAAAUUCUAAACCAGUGUAUUUUUUUUUAGAACUGGUUUGUGUACAUAUAUAGUGAUUAUGGAUACUAAUUCAAUGUAAUUUAUAAUUUUCUAUGUCAAUAUAAAAAUACAUCACAGCCUUCUCAAACAGCUGAAGCAAUAUAUUGUAUAUUGCCAUGUCGUCUGGUGAAAGGGUUAAAUUACUUCACCUCUUGCACUUUUAGAUGCAAAUCAGUUUUUCAUUUCUGUAAUAGAAAAUUAUUCACGUAUUUUUACAUCAUUUGUUUUUCCUGACCAGUAUUUAAAACCAAAAGGAUAUUCUGAAAAAUGGCCAACGAUUUUUUUAGAAAUAGCAUCCCAAGCAGCGUGCCUAAACAUUACAUUGCAUAUGGAAAUAAAAAAAAUCAAAUGUCUAAUGCCUUAUUUCUGGUUUACUUUCCCACUGUAAAUGGUGUGGAGGCCCUUGGUGAGGUUUCCGGAGGCAGACUAGCCCCCAAGGACAGUGGGGCCAGCCGCGUGCCCUGGGACAGUCAGUGGGGCUGCCGCGCUGGCCUCUGCACCAACUCAGGGACCCUUGCUGUCGGGAGCUCCUAUCAGAAGACACUGUCCUCGAGCACGCUCCCCUGGACCCUCAGCGCCGCCCGAGGACAGGCCUCCCCUCGCUGGUCUCGGUGCUGACCGACGCGGCCCGACCUCGGGGACUGCCGGUGGACGGCGCGCCCUGGUCUGGCCUGGUGGAGAGCUCUGUGGGCGCCGCCCGGCUCCAGGGCUGCACGCGCAGUCCCGCACCCUCUGGACCUCCUCAGCCUCUGCACCUUCCCAAGGUAGACCUGGCAUCUUGUUCAUCCCGCCCGCUGCUGACGGAAGGGCCCUUGGGGCUUCUCCCUGGGGUGGGUUGUGUCCUGCUCGUCUCGCCUGGCAGGGAGGGGACACGGGUGGGCAGUGCAGAGUCUGUUGGGGGUGGGAGUCUGCCAGCCCCAGGGAUUGGAGCGAGUACACGCUCAUUGAGUUUCUACUUUAAUUUUUGUGGAUUGGCCCUACUGAAUGCAAGACUACAGAUGUCUAUAAUACCAGACCUGUAUUAAAACGACAAAAUAAAGCCUGGUUC